CUGUGAAUGCCGUGAUGAGCGAGGAGUGACGAGUGAUGAGUGUUACGACACGAUUUUUCCCUCCCAACUCCUAGUGACUCCCAGUUCUUAGUACCGCGAAGCAACGCAUCACGACGUAUUCGGCAAGAAAGUUUGGGAUUUUACGCGUUCCAUCUUAUUCGUAUUCUAUUCGCGUCUUGUUUCGUUCGCAGCCCGUGUUCAAGAACGGUUCAGUUGCUUCUAGCAUCGGAUGUGCCUGGAUAUGAACGCCAAGCGUGCUGCGCUCGGUACAGUGGAUCGACGAGUACGGCUCGAUCGGGAGUACGACGAGCGGACGUAGAAACGGCAACGGAGUCGUGCGAAGUUUUCGACGUUAUUGGUGAGGUGGUACCGAGUGGUGCUGUGAUCGCCGGUACAUACAAUGGUGUGCCAUCGAUUGUAGUGGAAUUUUCAAGGCGAAAUCUCAAGGAAACGUGUCUUUGUCUCUCAGAUCCGUGUUUUUGUCUCUCAGAUCCGACAGGAUGGCAACGGAAUUGGUGAAUAAAAAGGCGGAGCGGGACGCUCUCAGGGGAGUUAUACAGCAAUGGAAUGCCAAUCGCUUGGACCUGUUUGAACUUUCGGAGCCCAACGAAGACUUGGAGUUUCACGGCGUGAUGAGGUUUUAUUUCCAAGACAGCGGUCAAAAAGUCGCUACUAAAUGCAUCAGGGUUGCCUCGGACGCGACUAGCCAGGCAGUGAUAGAAACGCUUAUAGAAAAAUUUCGUCCCGACAUGAGAAUGCUGUCCGUCCCAGAAUAUGCUCUUUACGAGAUUCAUGAGAAUGGAGAGGAGCGUAAGCUUGAUUUAGAAGAAAAACCACUACUAGUUCAACUAAAUUGGCAUAUGGACGAUCGGGAGGGACGCUUCUUGCUGAAGAGGAUCGACGAUAAAACCAAUGCGCAAGGCGUCGGUUUUACUUCAGCCGAGGGUUCUAGCUUCCGAAGAAAAUUGAGCAAGCGGGAGAAAAAACAGAUUAAGAAGCAAGAGAAGCUCAGUCGAUUAAAGAGUUUAGAGCAGGAUGAGAAUGCGAUUCCUGGUGAUCAGAACGGUGUCGCUGAGAAGCUUUACACGGAAUUGCCUGAAACCAGUUUUACGAGAAGCAUCUCGAAUCCAGAAGCGGUGAUGAGACGACGUCGUCAACAGAAGCUUGAAAGAAGACUCCAACAAUUUCGUAGUAAGGACGGUGGUCCUGACACAGGCGGCACAUUGAAAAUUUAUGGUGAGGCGUUGUGCAAAGACGUGCCAUACAAAACGCUGCUAUUGAGUGUGCGAGAUUCCGCCGCUCAGGUUGUACGAGAAAUGCUUUCUAAAUAUGGUCUGGAAAAAGUGGACCCACAGUUAUAUUGCCUUGUGCAGGUUAAUAGUGAGAACGUGAGUGGCAAUGUGCAUCAGGAAUAUAUAUUGGACGACGAUGAGUGUCCUUUGGCGAUAUUAAUGAAUCAUCCUUCCACACGAGGUUCCAUUAUGUUUCACGUGAGAAGGAGGCCCGCAGAUUACAUGCCGCGGAAACGUAAAAAGAAACCAGCCGGAAAGUGGAAUGAGCUGGAUCAUAAGUAUGAGGAUGAGAGGCUACCAUUUUUGCUGGAGCUUAAUCCUGACAGCAGCGAUAUCCCGAAUGGCGCCGGAGUGCGACAUCGAUUACAACCGAAUGUCACGGAGGUAGGAUCAGAGAGACCGAUAGGACCACAAGCGGUGCAAGCGCAAACACUGACGCUGCCGGGACCGAUGGUGAUGCCCAGGCAUUGCGUUAUAGCUUUUACCGAGAACAUUGUGACUCUCACGCCAUGUUCCAGAGAUGCACAUACGUAUGUUAACAAUCAGAGGAUACAUCAGACGACCAUUCUACAGAAUGGAGCUAUCAUCAAAUUUGGCAGAAUGCACACUUUUCGAUUCAUUGAUCCGGCGCCGGAAGAGCGCAUUAGGCAGAGACACGAUUCCAACAAACAGAUCGACUACUCUUACGACCGACGCUCGCCGGACGCGACCAAUCAGGAUGUCAGCUCAGAGAAGUUUCAUCCGGGGUCUGGAACACCGAACGGCGGUGGUCAGAUCCCGGGUCAAGCUCAAGAGCGAGCAACCCCGUCAAGUCCCUCGAAGUCUGCUGUUGCAGCAGUUCGUAGUCCUCGUAGUCCCACACAUCCGCCGGAGCCCACACACAAUUAUGAGACCACAUUCGACCUGGAUGGAAACGUGGAGACCGCUAGUCUAAGCAGCAGCAGGGAUGGCAACAGCAGGCUCUCACAAUACGAUCGACAACCGCGAGGCACCGAUCCAAUUCUGCCAGCUGUCUUAGAAUUUCUCGAGGAAACAGAGGAGACAUUUCUUCACGCUGUCAUCACCGAUAUAGAACCCUCGGCACCACAGUUCAAGUUGGCGCCAACAUACACCCUCUAUCUCAGCGCCAGAUAUCGCGCCAGUACUCAUUACAGACCAGAAUUGCAGCCUACGGAAAGAGCGCACCGACUUACUGUCAUGUUGGCGAAUGUUGCUACUAUGAUACAACGCGUUAUUCAGGAACGUUACAUGGAUGCUUCGUCAUUGGCCUUUUGGCUAGCGAAUGGCUCGGAGCUAUUACAUAUGUUGAAGAGUGACCGGCAUGUGGGUGCAUUUUCCACGCGAGCGCAAGAUAUCUUGGCAGAAGCGGUACAUACAGCUUUCGGCUCGUUGGUGCGAUGCAUCACAUUAGAACUUACACCAGCAAUGACACAGUUCAUGGCGGACGCAGAUGAACCAGCGAAGGAGGCUGGAGUGCUGCAGAUUUUUUCAAACACGAUGGCCUUAUUACGACGAUGCCGUGUGAAUGCCGCAUUGACGAUACAAUUAUUUAGUCAUCUGUUUCACGCGAUCAAUGCCACAGCUUUCAAUACUCUUGUCUCAAAUGGAAAUCUGUGUGUCAGAUGGUUCGGACGCAGACUCAAAGCGAGACUGAACGCAUUAGAGACCUGGGCCGAAAGGCAAGGCCUGGAACUUGCCAGUCAAUGCCAUUUGGCGACGAUCAUGCAGGCGACUCAUCUAUUACAAGCUCCGAAAUAUAAUGCUGAAGAGCUGGCUACGCUAAGCUCGACUUGCUUUAAAUUAAAUUCUCUACAAGUGAGAGCAUUACUACAAAAAUAUCAACCGGCCGCGGACGAGCCUAGGCUACCUGCCGAAUUGAUCGAAAACGUAGUGAGAGUAGCAGAGAGUGUCGCAGAUACACUUGCGCGUGCAGAUGGCCGUGAAAUAAGACUAGAAGAGGAACCUGUCCUAGGGUUAGCAUUGUUACUUCCCGAGGAUGGCUACAGUUGCGAGGUAAUAAGAGGUGUUCCACCAGGAUUAGCGGAAUUUCUGGCACCUCUGCAACGAGACGGAUUAUGUCGAAUGGCAGCCCAACCUACUAGUAGUGGUUAUUGGACCAUUUACAUGAUAGAUCAUCACAACAAUUUGCGUAGUCCUAGCGCAAUGAGUAAUAGAUCUGGUGGCUAUAUCAGUCACUUAAAUCAAAACCAAGCUCAACCUGAGAUACAUGUUAUUAAAUUACACAAGAGUACCAACGGUAUGGGCUUAAGCAUCGUUGCAGCAAAGGGUGCAGGACAGGAUCGAUUAGGUAUCUACAUCAAAAGUGUUGUUGCUGGUGGUGCCGCAGAUGCUGACGGUAGAUUGACGGCAGGUGAUCAACUACUCAAGGUAGAUGGACAAAGUCUGGUCGGAAUAACACAGGAAAAAGCUGCUGAGUAUCUUGUACGUACCGGUCCGAUCGUGACAUUGGAAGUUGCGAAACAGGGCGCUAUAUAUCACGGACUUGCAACGUUAUUAUCUCAACCUUCUCCGGUGAUGUCAAGAGGUCCUCGUCGCAUGAGCGAGCGGGAUUUACCGUCGCGGCUUGGACACGAUGCCACUCUUCAGCAAAUCCAUAGCAGCAAGUCUGUACCGGCAUUGCAUAAUAUGGGUACCGAGGCUAAGCAACAGCAUGAAGUGUUCAAUCCCGGAUACAGCAGAGCUUCUUCCAGCAACAGCGUUACACCGCCUGUUCAACCACCUCCUAUGGCAACGAUUAACAGUGCAACUUCUUUACGUUCCAGAUCGAGUCAUAACUUGCAUGAGAAUCCCAUGAGAAUCGGAACUUUAUCCACUGGCUUGGUCAGCAGGCAGCAAUCGUCACCUAAUUUAAAUCCAAGUACGUCGCACAUGAAUACACCGUCGAAUGUACAAGGCACAGAAGCAGAGCGAUUUUAUCAGAAUUUGAGUAUUUAUCGAAACCAAGACUCGACGGUGAAGCAACAAAUCAGUCCACAACAGUCAGAAGAUAGAAAUCCUCAGCACAUCCAAAAGGGUUCAUUAAAGGGUUCACAGAACUCAUUGAAUCGUCCCUCUACUAUGGAAGUUGGCAGCCAUUUCCGAGACCGUCCGACAUCCGCUUACAUUACUCAAAGCCAACAGAGCUACUCGGCGGUCAGCAAUCAAAUGCAGCAACAAACUGGUGGUCCACCACCACGUUCUCAGUCUUCGCGCGACAUUAUCCGCCAGGAGGCGAAAAUGCAGGAGAUGCAGGAGGAAGUUCGUCGACGAGAAUUGCGUGGCGGCGUACCGCUACUUAAUCAACAUAAACCACCAAUGUACAAUAUCAGUACUCGAAUGGCGGUUCCUCCUGCUCAGCAAGUGUCGAACUUGCGUUUACCAAGGCCACUCGGUUCCACGUCGAAUCUAGGAACGACCUCCAAUUACAUGGCGAGACAAAACGCGCCUAGUUAUAAUUACCUAGAUGCCCAAUAUGCUCAAUAUAACAGCACGCAGUAUAGUCAAUACAAUCAUCCUAACCGAUAUCCGGUAAUCGUAAAUCAAUACGGACCGAUGAUGAUACCCAAAUCGAAAAACGAGAUGAUCGCGCGCGACCAUCAGUCGAUUCCUAAUGAAAAUCUACUCGGUAGAGACUCGAGCAGUCAAGAAGCAAAGUCAUACGCCGAACAGAACCGACAUUUCGCGAGUUCACAGAAUAAUCCACAUUAUCCGAAUGGUAAUCUAGAACACCGCGUCGAUCAAUAUGAGAAUGACAACGUCAAUCGUGCGCAAAAUGGAGAUGGCCACUCUACAGAAGUGCCGCCAACGAGACCGGCUUUGCCACCUGAGGAUACAUUUAGUAAUGAAAGUCCACCACCACCGCCGCCCAGCACUUCGACGCAUCCUCUAUAUAAGCAAGCCGAUAUGAGAUAUACCGCAAGCAUGCAGGAUCCACCACGAGGUAGUUAUUACCCUGUGGGAGGAAUCAGUGCCAUGCAGCAACCGCGUCAAUAUCAAUAUAGCGCGACGAAUCCUUGGCAACGCGAAGAAAGAGAGAAGGAACAAGCUCGUAGAAGAGAAGCCGCUCGUCAAUGGCGAGAUCAGCAGAUUGCUGAACUAAGCGCGCUGACACAUCGAACUCAGCAGCAGGAGGAGCAACUGCGAGCUCUUCAACUGGAAAGAGAUUUUCAGAAGCGUGCGGAAGAGAUUGCCAAUCAAGACGAUGAUGAGGAGAGCAAUGAUUUAGACAACGAGAGUGUGCAACGCGUUCAGGGCUUGCUAAGAAUGGCAGCCAGUCAAGACAGAGCAGUCCAAGGAGUUCUGCAGCCAUCGACUUUAUCGAGAACAAUUACAGGCAAUCAGUCUAUGAGAGGUGGUUUACCUCUCCUGAGCAACCAAUCUGUCACCAGCAGUCACGUUCACAUUCUGCCCAAUCAAACAGCACCUCAAAAUGUCGAAAUGAGCAGUCCUGGUCAAGAAAAUAAUGAUUUGCAUGUACAAUCAAAUCAGCAGCAACAACAAACGGCGAGUCAGAAUGAAGAGCAUAUAUCGUCAGCUAAUUAUGGCACACACAGCCAUUUCAGUUCUGGUCAGAAGUCUUAUUCCAUGGGUAUGUCGCACUCUGUAGAAGAUAGGGAAUUGCAAUGGAAAAUAGAUGAAGUGAAGCGGAAACAGGUUGGAUAUGAGGAGAACCAGAAAAAACAAGAAGAACAGCAGCAGCAAACAUAUCAAUCGAAUCAACAUCCGCGGAGCCAGCUACACCCUGGCAUGUUGCGCUUAGACAAUUUGAUUAUUAAUGGUCCUAACAUAUCUACAUCUUCGCAAAACAAUGUAAACGAUGCACCCCCACCACCAGAACGAGGUUCUAGUUACGCCAUUAUGUCACAGCAGAGUGCUCUCAGAUCAAACGGCUCGACCACAUCUAAUCUACCUCACACUUCUCAACAGUCAGCAUCUAUAAAAAGAGUUUCUUUUCAUGAUUCGAAUACAAACAAUGAGUCCAUGCUGCGCAAUGUAUCAUCUGGAAUGUCAAAUCCGCCGUCAAUCUCAAUGGAUACCAUUAGAGAAGAUCCCAACAAGCUUUGUUCCAGUGAUUAUAGCAGUAGAAAGUAAAAAUUAAGAAGAAGUUAGCCGGGAUUUCGUAAUCAAUCAGAGAAAUCGGGGAGAAGGCAUAAAGAAAAUCGACUUUGGAAAUUAUGGAUCGAAUUUCAUCCAGUCAUAAUCUGGAUCGAUCACGUAGACCUUGUCGGAAAGGAUAGAAAUUGAAAAAACUGAGAAAAUAAGAUAUGUAAGGAGUUAGGAUUGCCUCAAUGAUAUUGUAAUAUUUAGAAUGGGGAGAAGGAACCUCAAGGAAUUCAAUUAAAGAGGAAGAAUAUGUGGGAGAGAGGGAAUUCAGGAGACAAGGAGAUUCAAACGUUAAAGACUGAAAAAUAGAAUAUAUUCUUUCGAUUAAAACUAAAGCUGGAUUGAUCUGAAGAAAAGAGAAGACGAGAAGAUCUAAAGAGACAGAGAAGGAGCUCAUUCGAGGGUUGAAGGAAGGGGGCUACUCGGUGAAGAACUAAUGGGGAACAUAGAGAGAAGCAGAGAAAGAAGGAGGAUAAUAAUUAAGAAAAUAAUCGUAUAUUUCUACAUUUGGUUAACUAGAUUUAUCUUUGAUCUGUUUUCUCUCUCUCUCUCUCUCUCUCUCCCUCCCUCUUCUCCCUCCCUCAAUCUACGCAUACAGAGAUAAUUGAAUGCCUAAUCAGGUAUAUAAUCCAUGCUAGACGAGAUGAACGCCCUUAUAUCUCGCCCUUCUUUGAAAAACUGGCUCAAGAUCAUAGGUUAUCUUAUUUACUCUCUAUUAUCAUAAAUGAAAAUAUUCAAUGCUGUAUUCUAUAAAUUCGAACAUAGAGGCGACAUCACACUUCGUAUGAAAUUAAAACUUCCAACAGCCAUUAUGUCGAACGGAAUUUUUAAGCGAUCCUUUGCACAGCAGUUUGGAAUUUUUUGCCUGCGAUGCGCUCUCUCUUGAUACAUUCUUGAAAUGCUCACCGUUUGAAAACUAUUGAUGCCUUAAGAUUUUGCUAUUAACAUUUUCGAUUUACUUUUUCAUGAGGAAUAUGUACGUGCCGGCUCCUACGCU
Messenger RNA from Atta colombica, 7392 nucleotides. It is a transcript of the gene cno, whose product is annotated as afadin. The transcript is spliced from 25 exons. Gene Ontology annotation, cellular component: adherens junction. Gene Ontology annotation, biological process: signal transduction; regulation of protein localization. Gene Ontology annotation, molecular function: cell adhesion molecule binding. Bases 501 to 6383 code for a protein of 1960 amino acids. The record is from RefSeq and is a predicted model, not a curated record. NCBI's taxonomy places the organism in Eukaryota, Metazoa, Arthropoda, Insecta, Hymenoptera, Formicidae.